AUGAAUACACUCAUGGAAAUGUUUGGCAACCUCAACUUCACUGUCCUAGGAUUCCCCAGCAACCAAUUCGGUCUUCAGUCACCUGAAGUGAAUCAUGAAACCCUCAAUGUUCUUAAGUAUGUGAGACCUGGUGGCGGGUUUGUGCCAAAGUUUCCUGUCUUUGGAAAGAUUGAGGUGAAUGGAUUAAAUGAAGAGCCUCUUUUCGCCUAUCUAAAGGAAUCUUUGCCAUUUGUGAACCCUGUAAUUGGAGAUAUGAAGAAAUUCUACUGGUCCCCAAUCAAAGUAAAUGAUAUUCGAUGGAAUUUUGAGAAGUUUCUAAUUACUGCAGAUGGCAUGCCCUUCAAAAGGUGA
Perca flavescens (yellow perch) is the source of this 351-nucleotide messenger RNA. It is a transcript of the gene gpx9, whose product is annotated as glutathione peroxidase 9. The coding region runs from base 1 to 351 and encodes 116 amino acids. Gene Ontology annotation, molecular function: glutathione peroxidase activity. Gene Ontology annotation, biological process: response to oxidative stress. Lineage: Eukaryota; Metazoa; Chordata; Actinopteri; Perciformes; Percidae. The record is from RefSeq and is a predicted model, not a curated record. The transcript is spliced from 3 exons.